AUGAGGUUUGGCAAGAAUUGCAAGCUUAGUCCACGGUAUAUUGGGCCUUAUAGGAUCAUUUGGAGAGUAGGCCGAGUAGCUUAUAAGUUAGAAUUGCCCUCAGAAUUGGAGUCUAUCCAUCCGGUUUUUCAUGUAUCUAUGCUACGUAAGUUCAUUGGCGAUCCUACCCGAGUGGUGCCCACAGAUGAUGUACAUAUUGCGGAGGACUUGUCAUACGAGGAAAUUCCAGUUGCCAUCCUAGACCGACAAAUCCGCAAGCUACGAAAUAAGGAGGUAGCCUUCAUGAAGGUUUUAUGGGGAAGCAAGAAUGUGGAAGAGACGACAUGGGAAGCGGAGGAAGAAAUGAAGUCUAAAUGCCCCCACCAAUUUCAAUCUAAAGAUAUGGCUCGAGAUGGGAUACUACAGCACAACUCUAUUCAGGCUAGUAGGUCAUCAGAUUAUGGUGCAAAGAGGCAAGUUUAA
This is a messenger RNA of Nicotiana attenuata, 462 nucleotides long. RefSeq lists its product as uncharacterized. Bases 1 to 462 code for a protein of 153 amino acids. The record is from RefSeq and is a predicted model, not a curated record. The transcript is spliced from 2 exons. Lineage: Eukaryota; Viridiplantae; Streptophyta; Magnoliopsida; Solanales; Solanaceae.